Messenger RNA from Perkinsus marinus ATCC 50983, 2498 nucleotides. RefSeq names its product nucleolar protein, putative. The transcript has 3 exons. Bases 1 to 2271 code for a protein of 756 amino acids. NCBI's taxonomy places the organism in Eukaryota, Perkinsozoa, Perkinsida, Perkinsidae. The record is from RefSeq and is a predicted model, not a curated record. Gene Ontology annotation, molecular function: RNA binding.
AUGGCCAAGCCCGCGCCUAAGAAGGUCGUCGAGUCUUCCAGUGACGAGUCCUCAUCUGAUGAGGAGGUUCAGGUCACCAAGCCUGUUGUACAUAAGAAGAAGGUCGCCGCUAAAAAGAAGGUUGAGAAGAAGCCUGUUGUCGAGGACAGUAGCAGCAGUAGCGACUCGGAUUCUUCGGCGGAUGAGGCACCCCCGCCUAAGGCCAAGAAGACUGUAGCUAAGAAGAAGGCCGUUGCCCCUAAGAAGGCCGCCCCUGCCAAGAGGGCCGCCCCUGAGACAUCAUCCAGCUCUGAUGAGGGUAGCAGUGACGAUGAGGAGGAAGCUGCCCCUGCUAAGAAGGUCGCUAAGGUCGCUACUAAGAAGGCCGCUACUAAGAAGGCUGCUGCCGCUGCUGCUGCUAAGGAGUCCAGCUCGAGCGAUGACGAUUCUUCGUCGUCUAGUGAGGACGAGAAGCCUGUUGCUAAGAAGGCCAAGAAGGCUACUCCUGCUAAGAAGGCUCCUAAGAAGGCCGCCGUUGCUGAGGAGUCCGACUCAAGCAGUGACUCCAGUGAUGAUGAGGAGGAGAAGAAGAAGCCCGUUGCUAAGAAGGCUGCUCCUGCUAAGAAGGCCGCUGCUGAGGAAUCUAGCUCUAGCGACUCCGAGUCUAGUGAGGAUGAGGCCCCUGCCAAGAAGGCCGCCACCAAAAAGACCGUUGCUAAGAAGGCCGCUGCUGAGGAAUCUAGCUCCAGCGACUCCGACUCUAGUGAGGAUGAGGCCCCUGCCAAGAAGCUUGUUGCUAAGAAGGCCGCCACCAAGAAGACCGUUGCUAAGAAGGCCGCUGCUGAGGAAUCUAGCUCUAGCGACUCCGACUCCAGUGAGGAUGAGGCCCCUGCCAAGAAGCCUGCUGCUAAGAAGGCCGCCCCUGCUAAGAAGGCUGCUGCUGAGGAAUCUAGCUCUAGCGACUCCGACUCCAGUGAGGAUGAGGCCCCUGCCAAGAAGCCUGCUGCUAAGAAGGCCGCCCCUGCUAAGAAGGCUGCUGCUGAGGAAUCUAGCUCUAGCGACUCCGACUCUAGUGAGGAUGAGGCCCCUGCCAAGAAGCCUGUUGCUAAGAAGGUCGCCAAGAAGGCCGCUGCUGAGGAAUCAAGCUCCAGCGACUCCGACUCUAGUGAGGAUGAGGCCCCUGCCAAGAAGCCUGCUGCCAAGAAGGCCGCUGUGAAGAAGGCCGCUGCUGAGGAGUCAAGCUCUAGCGACUCUGAUUCGGACGAGGAGAUGGAGGACGCCAAGCCAGCGGCCAAGAAGGUCGCUGCUAAGAAGGCUGAGGAGUCCGACUCUAGCGAUAGUGACAGUGAUGAUGAGGAGGAGGAAGCCCCCAAGAAGGUGAAGGCCGCUGCUGCCGCUGAGGAGGAAGAGAGUGAGGAUUCUGAUGAUGAGAUGGAGCAAGCCCCCACUGGCAAGCGUGCUGCUUCUGAGGCCACUACUGAGGAGGACGAGGCUCCCGCUCCGAAGAGGGCCAAGAUGAACGACGGUUCCGCCCAGGAGUCUGUCGAAAGGUCCAAGUCUGUGUUCAUUGGCAACUUGCCUUUCUCUAUGACAAAGGAGUGGCUCGAGCAGAUCUUCAGCUGGUGUGGUGACAUUGAAAGAGUGAGCAUCCCCACUGACUGGGAGAGCGGCAAGAUCAAGGGUUUUGCUUUCCUCGACUUCGCUGAUGAGGACUCCGCUGAGAAGGCUGUCGGCAAGAAUGGUGAGGACUGUGAGGGCCGCGACUUGCGUAUCAACUACAGCUUCCCCAAGAACGACAAUGCCCAUGGUGGUAAGGGCAAGGGCGGCAAGGGUAAGGGCAAGGGCCAUCAUGAGCUUGGCGAGAAGUCUGCCUCGGUGUUUGUCGGUAACUUGCCUUGGUCCAUGACCCAGGACUGGCUUUAUGAGGUCUUCGGUGACUGCGGAAGCAUCACUCGUUGCUUUAUGCCUACUGAUAGGGAGACUGGCAAUCCCCGUGGUUUCGCCUAUAUCGAUUUUGACACUGAGGACUCUGCUGAGAAUGCUACUAAACUUAGUGGCACUGACCUUGAGGGCCGACAGAUCCGGGUUAACUACAACCAGCCUCGCGAGUCGAGUGGAAAGGGUGGCAAGGGAAAAGGAAAGGGUGGCAAGGGAAAGGGCAAGGGAAAGGGUAAAGGUGGCAAGGGUAAGGGCAAGGGUUCCGGAAUUGCCGCUUCCGCCCGGGGAACCAUCCAGGAGUUCGCUGGCCAUAAGACCACCUUCGCCGAUGACGACGACUCCGACUCUGAUUAAACACGUAUAGUUGAUAAGAGUAAAGAUGUGUUGAUUACCUCAGGGGUGUUUGUGACUAUUGCUGGAGCAUAGUGUGCUGUUGGUUUUACAAUUGUCGUAUUCAUCAUGUGACAUUAUCGACAGCUGAAGUAUUGGUAAAGGCAUCAGUAGUAACAUCACCUCGCUACGUUUCCUUAUCUGUGUACCUGGUCUCUGUACACGGUACGUCUAUUCUUCUCCCUUUUCAC